CCUUAGAUUUCGGUAUGUCUCUCUCUCUCUCAUCUGUUUGUGCGCAAUGAAGACGAUUUCUUGAGAAAUUAAUUUCACUCAUAUGCGCUCUCUUCUCCUCUCAUCUCAUCUUUCUCCGAAUUAAUCUCAAAGCAGCCUCGCCCUUCAAUCUUCAUUCAUUCUCUUCAUACCAACAACAACAACGACGCAAAUUCUACCACUUUCACAGAACAACAAGAAGAAGAAGAAGGUGAAAAAUGUAUCAAACAAUGAAUCUGAGCCUGGUUAGGGCACUCUUUUUGUGCAAUUCCACCUCUUUUCAUCUUAAACUAGGAUUUGGUCCUAAUUUCUUCAUCUUGAAUAGGUCAUCCAUUAGCUAGAAAAAAAAAAUGUUUCCUUUAGGUUCUGAAUUGUUGUUGGUGGGCUCUAUCUAUCUGUUAUGCACUGAAGGGGAACAAGACCAAGAAGAAGAAGGGAAGAAGCUUGUCACUGUGGUGUGAGAGAGUGAGAUGACCGACAUUCGGCAACAACAGUUGCAGCAACAGAAGCCUGAUAGUGUCACCACUGAUGCCCGCACAGAAUUCGAGUGGGGAUUGGAGGAUUUGGUGCGAGGACACCUAGAUGACUGUAUGUCUUUUACAUCUUGUAGCUCUCCACGUAUUCCUGAGGAUGCUGAGGAUGAUGAAGGUGAUCAGCUUUUGCGAAGGAGAAGAAGGUCCGAUAUUGAUGGUGAUGAUCUGGCUGAGUCUUCCGCUGCUCGAAGGCGCCAUUCCAGGAUCCUCAGCAGAUGGGCUGCUAGACAGGCACAAGAGAUGUUUACAACAAUCGAGAGGAGAAACAGAGAAACCGAGUUAAUGGCAUUAGCGGGACUCCACACUGUUUCCAUGCUCGAUUCGUCCUUCUUGAGAGAGUCACAGCCCCCGGUACCUUCCUCCAGGAGGCAGGGUAGUAAUGUUCAGGGGUUGAGCACCCGACCGUCGUCCAUUUUGCAGAUGUGGCGGGAGUUGGAAGAUGAACAUGUCUUGAAUCACGCUCGAGAGAGAGUAAGGGAAAGAUUGAGGCAUCAGACGAGUGUUGGAUCGCGCGCAACGAAUAUCUCGAGCACGACUAUGUCUGAGAAUCAGGAGACUGAAGAAAUUCGAGGCGGUGCAGAAGAUGUAAGUGGGAGCGAGGCUGAUUUUAUUUCUAGCCGCGAGCAGUCGCCUGAUCUUGGUGAUAUCGAGAGGGAGAGGGUUAGGGUUAGGCAAAUUGCGAGAGGAUGGAUGGAGAGUGGUGUCACGAAUCGUUCAUCAAAUGUUUCCCAGAGAAGCAGUGGUCCUAGGGCAGAGUGGCUUGGUGAAACUGAACGUGAAAGGGUUAGAAUUGUGAGGGAAUGGGUGCAAAUGACUAGUCAAGAGAGGGGAUCUCGGGGUAGUAGGAGAGGGGAGCAGACUUCUAGACCAGGUUCGCAGGUUGAAAGAACUCGUGAAAGUAUGGUUGUGGACCAGGAUGACGGCCAGCCAGAGAAUGCUCGAAGAGACAGGUUGAGAUUAAGAGGAAGGCAAGCUUUAGUUGACUUGCUUGUUCGGAUUGAGGGUGAAAGACAGAGGGAGCUCCAGGGCUUGUCGGAACAUCGAGCUGUUUCUGAAUUUGCUCAUCGCAAUCGCAUUCAGUCACUUCUCAGAGGCCGGUUUUUACGAAAUGAAAUCCCUGUGGAGGGUGAGAGACAACGACACACAGUUUCCGGUUUGAGUAGAGAAGAUUUCCGCUCAAGAUUGGAAAAUAUUGUGAGAGGACAAGCAGCAGGAAGCCAUUCUGAUACUUCUGUCCCCAAUGACGUCAUCACUAGUUCUAGAACUGAUGAGGCUCAUGUGAAUACAAUAGAGGACAGUUACAUUGGAGAUAAUGAGCUACCAACACAACCUGCAACUCAGGAAAUUGAAACUGACAUCCAACGAAUAUCAAAUCCUUCAAUAAAUUCAGAGAGUAAUAAUUCAACUGGAGAAAAUCCUAAUUGGCAAGUGACUAUCGAUGAAAGAGAGGAUCAUCUUCAGGAGCAUGGUACUGAUGAUGGGAGAAGAAACUGGAUGGAGGCAACAUAUGAUCAAAUAAGUGAAUGGAGAGAUGAAACUGGAAAUGAGGUUGUGGUUGUGGUUGAAGACCAUCCAAGAGAUCCACGAGAAAUCAAUGAUGUUUGGAAUGAGGAGGGUGCGAGUAGAGAACCCGUAGAAAAUUGGACGAAUUCUCCUUCAGAUCGUCCGAGGCUCAGACGAUUUGUUCCUGUUAGAAGAGUGAAUAGAUUCAACCCACCUGAUGAUGAUAAUGUGUAUAGUAUGGAACUCAGAGAACUUUUAAGCAGGAGGAGUGUGUCGAAUCUUCUUCGAAGUGGUUUCCGAGAGAGUCUGGAUCAUUUAAUCCAAUCCUACGUAGAAAGGCAAGCGCAUGCACCCAUUGACUGGGAUUUGCAUAGGAACUUGCCACCUGCUUCACCUGAUCAUGAUGAUGACCAAGAUCAACAAAGGGAGGAGAAUAAUGAAGAUCAGAAUGAUAUUGUCCGACCUUCAUUGGUGUUACCAUCUCCGCCUGUACCCCCUCCACAGCCACUUUGGCAUCAGGAUUUGCAUCACUCUACCUGGUCCCGCCACAGUAUGCAUCGAUCCGAACUUGAGUGGGAUAUGAUUAAUGAUUUGAGGGCGGAUAUGGCAAGACUUCAACAAGGCAUGAACCACAUGCAACGAAUGUUGGAAUCCUGCAUGGACAUGCAACUAGAGCUCCAACGCUCGGUAAGGCAGGAAGUUUCUGCAGCUCUAAAUCGCUCUUCUGGCGAACGAGGGGUAGCAGAAACAUCAGAGGAUGGAUCGAAAUGGGGACAGGUUCGAAAGGGAACUUGUUGUGUUUGUUGUGACAGCCUUAUUGAUUCUUUACUGUACAGAUGUGGGCACAUGUGUACUUGCGCAAAAUGUGCAAAUGAGUUGAUUCAGGGAGGAGGAAAGUGCCCGUUGUGCAGGGCACCUAUUGUCGAGGUGAUUCGAGCUUACUCAAUACUAUAAUAAUAAUAAAUAAUAAUAAUAAUACUAUAAUAAUAAUAAUAAUAACAAUAAUAAUGAUAAUAGAGGAAGGAAAAGUGUUGUUGGAAUGAGAAAAAGUGUAUAAAAAGGAAGUAAAUGGAGCUGUUUGAUUCAUUGCAGCCUAUUAAAAAAGCACUUCAGUUGUAGUAGGAUAUGUUACUAGUCUUGCCACUCUUGUUGUUCUGGUUAUAUACGUGUCGUCGAACGAACAAACCCACGCCUCUGCUGGUGUAUAAUUUUGAAUUGUCGAAGGGCAUCUCCUUUUUUUGGUUACUGAUUCAUUUCAUAAAUAAAAUUGUCGCCUCAAUUUUCCUUAUUUCUUUCUU
Messenger RNA from Impatiens glandulifera, 3352 nucleotides. RefSeq lists its product as uncharacterized. Bases 489 to 3008 code for a protein of 839 amino acids. The transcript is spliced from 8 exons. NCBI's taxonomy places the organism in Eukaryota, Viridiplantae, Streptophyta, Magnoliopsida, Ericales, Balsaminaceae. The record is from RefSeq and is a predicted model, not a curated record.